This is a messenger RNA of Prunus armeniaca (apricot), 3705 nucleotides long. NCBI's taxonomy places the organism in Eukaryota, Viridiplantae, Streptophyta, Magnoliopsida, Rosales, Rosaceae. The record is from the annotation of a GenBank genome assembly.
AUGUUCACUGAAGGUCUUGAUAGGAGCGCCCUUCGUUGGGUUAGAGAGAAGGAUGUUCCAUUCUCGAGUUCUAAUUUGAGACCUCGAAUUGAUCCGAUUACACACAUUCGUAGUGGUAGUGGCGGCAGGGGAUUUGGACUGCCCCCACCGUCAAAAUUUAGAAGUGGGCACUUGCCUUCCAAUGCCAUACCGGUUCGGACAAUUCCAGCUGAUGGGGAUGAGAGUGGGUCUUCUGAUAAUGACAGAACCACUGAUUCAGAAGACGGCAUUUAUGGAGGUAGAUACUCACUGGAUUCAUCACCACAAGAUGACAGGGUUCCCAGUGCUUCUGCUCAUAGGUAUGGGAAGCCGUCGCAAGGGCAACCCCAUUAUGGCAGUGAUUAUACGUACUCAGAUGUCAGUUCAUCAAUGGACACUGUUGUGGGGAGACAUAAACCUGCGGCCGAGAAGUUGGUCAGGGGAACUGGGAAGUAUCCAGUUGCAAGGAAUGGUUACACUGAGGAUGAGUCAUCAGAUUCGGCUGCAAGCUCAGAAUAUUCUACUUCACAAGCAGGAGGAAGCAUCAACAGUGGGGUGCCACGUAACAGAGCUUAUGUUUCAGAGGGAUAUGCCUCGAGCGUGCCUUCACAGAGGAACUUGGAAAGCUCUGCCAAAAAGAAUUUUAAUUCCACAAACCUGCAGAGUGAAAAGUUAUCCGAUGAUGAUGUUCCUAGUGCACCACCUUUUUGUGGUGCAACUCAGGAAAUUAAACAGGACGAUGAGAUAAGUCCAUCUAGAGUACAUAGGACACCACAUGCAACCGCUUCAUCUGAGUUCAAAACAACCCCUGGUAGAAAGCAGGAGGGCAAUAUUGAAAACGGCAAUCUUGGCCAGUUUGUAAGAACUACCACUAGUUCUGAAGCUGCUGUGCCAUCAUGUCCUGCUCGCCUCCCCACCUUUUAUGCAUGUGCUCUAGGGUCAUGGCAUGCUGUUAUUGCAUAUGAUGCAUGUGUGCGUUUGUGCCUUCAUGCUUGGGCAAUGGAAUGCAUGGAAGCUCCCAUGUUUUUGGAAAAUGAAUGUGCUCUACUACGCGAUUCAUUUAGUUUACGACAAGUACUUUUACAAUCAGAGGAAGAAUUGUUGUCAAAGCAGACUUCAGAGCUUGCCGGUGAGAAAGCUGCUCCAAAACCCAAGAAAAUUGUUGGCAAGAUGAAAGUGCAAGUGCGUAGAAUGAAACCGGGCCUGGACCCACCCACUGGCUGUAGUAUUUCAUCUCUAAGGCCACCAGUAAUCAAACUGGAAUCCAUUCGAUAUCGUCUUUCCAGCUUCCAGUCUACACUCGCUUCUGGAUGGCAAGCCCUUCGAAGGAUUCGAGUUGUACCUCGUGUACCUGCAAAUGGUUCUUUUUCACGUCAAAGCUUGGCAUAUGUGCAUGCUGGUACUCAGUAUAUAAAACAGGUGUCUGGACUCUUGAAAACUGGUGUAACAAGUCUGCGGGAGAGUUCGUCCUCAUAUGAAGUUGUGCAUGAAACGUACUCUUGCUUGUUAAGACUGAAAAAUUCAACUGAAGAAGAGGCUGUCAGGAUGCAACCUGGAUCUGGUGAAACUCAUGUCUUCUUUCCAGAUAGUUUGGGAGAUGAUUUAAUAGUUGAAGUACUUGAUUCAAAGGGAAAACAUUUCGGAAGAGUCCUUGUUCAAGUGGCAACUAUUGCUGAUGACCCGGCUGACAAGCAACGCUGGUUCAAUGUCUAUUGUGAACCUGAACAUGAGCUUGUGGGGAAGAUACAGCUUUCUGUAUAUUAUUCAAUGAGUUCAGAUGACAAUCCCAAGUGUGGCUCUGUUGCAGAAACGGUUGCAUAUGACCUAGUUUUAGAAGUUGCUAUGAAGGUUCAGAAUUUUCAACAAAGGAAUCUAUUGUUGCAUGGUCCUUGGAAAUGGCUUUUAACAGAGUUUGCAUCAUAUUAUGGUGUUUCUGAUGUAUACACCAAGCUGAGAUAUCUCUCUUAUGUUAUGGACGUAGCUACACCAACAGCUGAUUGCCUCAACUUGGUCUACGAUUUGCUAAAGCCUGUUUUGAUGAAAGGCCACCAUAAGAGCAUGUUGAGUCACCAAGAGAACCGAAUCUUAGGAGAAACUAAGGUUCAAAUUCAACAGAUUCUUGCUCUAGCUUUUGAGAAUUACAAGUCCUUGGAUGAGUCAUCGCUUUCAGGUAUUUUGGAUGUUUUUCGACCUGCAACUGGGCAUGCUGCACCUGCAUUGGAGCCUGCUGUGAAACUUUACACGCUCCUUCACGAUAUCUUGUCUCCAGAGGCUCAGACUGCUUUAUGCCACCAUUUCCAGGUUGCCGCGAGAAAAAGAUCAAGAAGGCACUUGGCUGAGACAGAUGAAUAUGUUACCAACAACAGUGAUGGAACUUUGAUUGAUAUUUUGAGUAUGACGACAGCGUACCAGAAAAUGAAAUCCUUGUGCCUUAACAUUAGGAAUGAAAUCCUCACUGAUAUUGAGAUCCAUAAUCAGCAUAUACUCCCCAGUUUCGUAGACCUCCCACAUCUGUCGUCAUCAAUAUACAGCACAGAGCUGUGCAGUAGAUUGCGUGCUUUCCUCAUUGCAUAUCCCCCAACAGGUCCUUCACCUCCUGUAGCAGACCUUGUUAUAGCCACAGCAGAUUUUCAAAGGGACCUUGCCAGCUGGCACAUCAGUUAUGUUAAAGGUGGAGUUGAUGCAAAAGAAUUGUUCCACCUAUACAUUAUGCUGUGGAUUCAAAAUAAACGCGGUUCUUUGCUUGAAGCAUGCAAACUAGACAAGGUAAAAUGGUCAGGAGUUAGGACACAACAUUCCACGACUCCUUUUGUGGAUGAAAUGUAUGAUCGUCUGAAAGAGACUUUGAGUGACUAUGAGAUCAUCAUUUGCCGGUGGCCUGAAUAUGCCUGCAUUCUGGAGAAUGCUGUUGCUGAUGUUGAGAAGGCGAUACUAGAAUCUCUAGACAAGCAGUAUGCAGAUAUCCUGGCACCAUUGAAGGAAAAUUUGGCACCCAAGAAAUUUGGCCUCAAGUAUGUUCAAAAACUUGCCAAAAGGUCUGUGAGCUCUUAUACCGUCCCUGAAGAGUUGGGAAUUCUGUUAAAUUCCUUAAAGAGAAUGCUUGAUGUCCUUCGGCCCCAAAUAGAAGUUCAGUUCAAAUCAUGGGGUUCCUGCAUCCCUGAUGGUGGAAACACAGUUGCUGGAGAGCGUCUCAGUGAAGUUACUGUGAUGUUGAGAGCCAAGUUUAAAAAUUACCUACAAGCAGUUGUGGAAAAACUUGCAGAGAAUACAAAGUUGCAGAGUUCUACAAAAAUGAAGAAGAUUCUCCAAGAUUCAAAAGAAACUGUGGUAGAAUCUGAUGUGAGAAGUAGAAUGCAGCUUUUGAAAGACCAGCUGGCAAAUACAGUCAAUCACUUACAUACAGUGUUUGGGACUCACGUCUUCAUUGCAAUUUGUCGAGGUUAUUGGGACAGAAUGGGACAAGAUGUGCUGAGUUUCUUAGAGAACAGAAAAGAAAAUAGAUCAUGGUAUAAGGGUUCACGAAUUGCUGUCUCUAUUCUAGACGACACUUUUGCAUCACAGAUGCAGCAGUUGUUGGGGAAUGCACUGCAGGAGAAGGACCUGGAGCCUCCUCGAUCCAUCAUGGAAGUCCGAUCAAUGCUUUGCAAGGAUGCUGCCAAUCACAAGGACAACACCUAUUACUUUUAG